Messenger RNA from Eimeria necatrix, 318 nucleotides. Its product is annotated as ribosomal protein L41, putative. Gene Ontology annotation, cellular component: ribosome; cytosolic large ribosomal subunit. NCBI's taxonomy places the organism in Eukaryota, Apicomplexa, Conoidasida, Eucoccidiorida, Eimeriidae. Gene Ontology annotation, molecular function: structural constituent of ribosome. Gene Ontology annotation, biological process: translation. The transcript is spliced from 2 exons. The coding region runs from base 1 to 318 and encodes 105 amino acids. The record is from RefSeq and is a predicted model, not a curated record.
AUGGUGAACAUCCCGAAGACCCGCAACACCUUCUGCCGCGGCUCCAAGUGCCGCAAGCACACCCCCCACAAAGUGUCUCAGUACAAAAAGGGGAAGGACUCCCUCGUGGUCCAGGGCAAGCGGCGCUACGACGCGAAGCAGAAGGGCUUCGGGGGCCAGACCAAACCCAUUUUCCGAAAGAAGGCCAAAACCACCAAAAAAAUCGUCCUCAAACUCGAGUGCACCAAGUGCAAGACAAAGAGGCUGUUGCCCAUUAAGCGCUGCAAGAGCUUCGAGUUGGGCGCCGACAAGAAGGCCAAGGGAGGCCCUCAGUUCUAA